This is a messenger RNA of Pungitius pungitius (ninespine stickleback), 780 nucleotides long. Its product is annotated as septin-4-like. The transcript has a single exon. NCBI's taxonomy places the organism in Eukaryota, Metazoa, Chordata, Actinopteri, Perciformes, Gasterosteidae. Gene Ontology annotation, cellular component: cell division site; septin complex; synaptic vesicle. Gene Ontology annotation, molecular function: GTPase activity; GTP binding; molecular adaptor activity. The coding region runs from base 1 to 780 and encodes 259 amino acids. The record is from RefSeq and is a predicted model, not a curated record. Gene Ontology annotation, biological process: regulation of exocytosis; cytoskeleton-dependent cytokinesis; intracellular protein localization.
AUGUGGCUCUCUAUCUGCGUGCUGCCCCGUGCCGCCCUGUGCAACCUUGCUGGCUCUCCAUCAGUCCCUCGUAGACCAGGUCGCAUUGGACCGAACCCAGAUCUUCAGCUCUCGGGGCUGAGGAGACCGCUCUUCUCUCAGGUGUCCGUGGAUUGUCCUCUCAGCCCGGCAUCACGUCCGCAUAGCCCCUGGGGAAGUUUUGACCCAUACGACUCUCCCGAGGACCAAGACAAAGAGUAUGUGGGUGUUGCCACAUUACCCAACCAGGUUCGUAGAAAGACAGUGAAGAAAGGUUUCACAUUUACCCUUCUGGUGGCAGGGGAGUCUGGCCUCGGUAAAUCCACACUAAUCAUCAGUUUGUUCCUCACGGACCUCUACAAAGACAGGAAGGUUCCCAAUGCACAAGAACGGAUUGAUCAAACGAUCAACAUCGUAAAACACACCAUCAGCAUCGAAGAGAAAGGAGUCAAAGUGAGGCUCACCAUCAUAGACACACCGGGGUUCGGAGAUGCUGUCAACAACACAGAAAGCUGGAAGCCAAUAGAAGACUACAUUGACCAGCAGUUUGAGCAGUACUUCAGAGAUGAGAGCGGAUUGAACCGAAGGAACAUCCAGGACAACAGAGUCCAUUGCUGCCUAUACUUUAUCUCUCCGUUCGGCCACGGUCUCCGACCUCUGGAUGUUGCGUGUAUGAAGGCUUUGCAUAACAAAAUCAACAUAGUUCCCGUUGUUGCCAUCCCGGACGAGCCCCCACUUUGUUACUACUGGCUCAAAGGGUAA